AUGUGGUUCAAUGUCGGCAGCAGCUGGGAAACCAGUCUUUCGACCCUCUUUCUUCUCUUCACCCUCGUCCUCAACGUCGCUGCUCAGACGCUGGGAGUCACCCUCGACAAGUCCGCACGCGAUGACGCUGAGAGAUUCGUCUACUCCGCCAAGCUCACGUUUGAGGAAGACACGGGAACGCUAUUCAACGGUGUCCAGCUCUAUGCGCUCGCCCGCCUGGCUUUCGACCAAAUGGCGGCCCAGUUCAAUGCGGACGGGCUUCGCGUGCACACUCAACCCGUCAUGAUGGCCGCCAUGGCCCUCGGCAAAAACGUCUACAUCUCUUCCAACAUCAAAGGUGGGCCUUUCUUGUACACGUACGCGGACGCGCGUCUCAAGCCGCAGGUUCUCAUCGCACUGGAGCGGUGCCAGACCAGCUUGCAGGAUGUUGCGACUGAGGGGACCACUGUUGGUCCCCAGCACCGCACCAAGGCCAGCUGUGCAGAAAUCGCUGCCCUCCACCAGUACUACUUGGAUGACGCCGUGGAUGAGGCUGCGCGCGUCAAUCCUCCCCCCACGCGCGUUGUUGCCUUCGGCAGGGGCGGUGGGACUGGCCCGUUGGGACCCCAGAAUCCGUGCGGUGGUGGCGGUGUGGUGGUCGACGGCGCCAUGACCUGGGGAUGUAAGCAGUUCAUGGCCGAUGAGAAAAUUACUGUGCCGCCCAAACCGAAUAAGAAGGUCGUCCUGGACCUGCCCAACCCUUUCCCCAAGUUCACCACAACGCAAAUCAGUAUCAUGUGCCCCGGGCAUAAGAAGACUACUCCUUGA
Colletotrichum orchidophilum is the source of this 807-nucleotide messenger RNA. RefSeq lists its product as uncharacterized. NCBI's taxonomy places the organism in Eukaryota, Fungi, Ascomycota, Sordariomycetes, Glomerellales, Glomerellaceae. Bases 1 to 807 code for a protein of 268 amino acids. The record is from RefSeq and is a predicted model, not a curated record. The transcript is spliced from 3 exons.